ACGACUUUCAAAAGCCUAACUUCUUGGGUGGGAAAUCAGAUAGUCUAUCGUUUAAUAUUAUACAUUUCCAGUGCAAUAUCUUUUUUUCUAAUGGUAUUAUAAUUGAUUAAUAUAUUUUAAAUAAUUAUUUUAAAACUUUUUUUUGGCCAAUAUUUAAAAUGAAGCUCUUUUUUUUUUUCUUCGUAAAAGAAUGGUUUUCUUCAGCCUUGCGACUUUAAUUCCAAACGAGCCGCCCUCUAAUCAAACCUAUAAACGCAACUGAAAGUUUUUGGAAAUAAAAGCAGAGCAAAUUGUGAAGGGAUAAGAGUUUAUUUGGAAAGAAACAAACAAAAAUGGAGAUAAGUUCAAGAAAGGGAUAUAUUAUUUCAAAAUUUAUCUAUCCUCUAAUUGACAAAGGUAUGUAUAUAUAUAUAUUUUUAUUACAAAACAUGGUUUAUUCAUUUAUUUAUUUUUAAGAAUCAAAGCAUAUGAACCAUGAGACAAAUAUAAUAAUGGAAACUUUAAAUCAAAUAUCAUGAUGGUCAAUUGACUCUCAAUAAUUAUGAACAAAUUCAUGGAAAUGAAAAAAGAAAAAAGGUCAACAGCAAAACUUCAAGGAUUUGAAAUCGAUCAAAACAGGUUAUAUAUAAUAGCCUUAACAAUACAUUUAGGAAACUAGUUUUGGGAUGAAGCAAGGUUCCUUGUUAAAGAUGGUUAAGUUCUGAGUUGCUUAAGCAACCUCUAGUCCAACCCCCUAAAUCUGACCAUUUGUCCCCUUGAAGACGAGCACGCUAGCCCAACUUGGCCACAUGGUUACUUUCAUAAUCAACAAUGCAACACACUACUCCUUGCUCUCUCUGCUUAAUACUAGAGACCACACCCAGAAAUGGACUCGCAUUUCUUGCCUGCUAAACUUUUGCUUCUUUAGCGGCAACAGACCCAUUGAGAUUUGAGUGGGCCUUGUCUUUUGCAUUAAGGGGGAACCUAAUGCUGCCAAAAUUGCUUAUCUUCUUCUAUAUUUGAGGUUGAGUUUUGCCAUUAGAGUUGACAUAUCUGAAUCAUGGAGGUCAAGCCUGUGAAUAAAGUCCUGGGGUUCGGUAUGGUGAGGACCUUAACUUUAGUUGCUUGCUUGGUGGCUUUCCCAACUCUAAUUAUGCUUUCUGUGAUUUACCAAGUUGGCAUGUUAAAUCUACCUGAGGAAUUUGAUAAAGUCAAUAUCCUGGAAGGAAUAGCUCAAAAUGCUGCUCAUUUUGAUGUUGGUGUUAACAACUUGCUUGGUGGACUACUACCUUCAGGAUUUGAUCAUGAAUCCUGCUUAAGCAGAUACCAGUCUGUCCAAUACCGCAAACCUUCCACUAAAAAGCCUUCUCCUUACCUCCUCUCCAAGCUGCGCAAUUAUGAAAAUCUUCACAAGCGCUGUGGACCUUACACAAAGUCCUAUAACGAAACACUCAAUUUGCUUGAACCUUCGAACAUUUCUAGUCCUUCAGACUGUAAGUACAUGGUUUGGAAAGCUCAAGCAGGAUUGGGCAACAGGAUAUUAACCAUGGCUGCAGCAUUCCUCUAUGCUAUCCUUACAAACAGAGUUUUGCUUGUUGAACAUGAAUCUGACAUGGUUGACCUCUUCUGCGAGCCAUUUCCGAAUACAUCAUGGUUAUUGCCUCUGGAUUUUCCUUUGAAGAAUGAAUUCAGAAAACUGAAUCAGAUGUACCCACGUACAUUUGGAAACAUGCUAAAGAACAACAUCAUUAAUGCUUCAACGGACUUGCCACCAUCAUUUGUCUAUCUUUUUCUAGCUUUCAGGAAUGAUCAUUAUGAUAAACUCUUUUACUGUGAAGAACACCAAGCUCUUCUUCAAAAAGUCCCUUGGUUGAUUGUGAAAUCAGAUGAAUACUUCAUUCCAUCUUUCUUCCUGAUGCCAUCUUUCGAGCAAGAGCUAGACAAGAUGUUCCCUGACAAAGAAACUGUUUUUCACCACCUGGGUAGGUAUCUUUUCCACCCUUCAAACAAGGCAUGGGGACUCAUCACCAGGUUUUAUCAGUCUCAUUUAGCCAAGGCAGAUGAAAGGAUUGGUAUACAAAUUAGGGUAUUUGAUCCUAAAUCCAGUUCAUUUGAAAUUGUAAUGGAUCAAAUUUUAGCUUGUACUCUGAAGGAGAACCUGCUGCCUGAAGUAGACAAAGAGAGGUUCAUAACAUCCCCUUCCAAAAACCAGACAUCAAAAGCUAUACUAAUAACAUCUUUACAUCCAGAAUUCUAUGAGAAUAUGAGGGACAUGUACUGGACAUUUCCAACUUUGUCUGGAGAGGUAAUUGGGGUUUACCAGCCUAGCCAUGAGCAGCAUCAACAGUUUGGAGAUGGCAUGCACAAUAUGAAGGCAUGGGUUGAAAUGUAUCUCCUGAGUUUGAGUGAUUUUCUGGUGACGAGCUCAUGGUCAACCUUUGGCUAUGUAGCUCAAGGCCUCGGAGGCUUGAAGCCAUGGAUUCUUUACAAGCCUGAGCAGCAAGUGAUCCCUAAUCCAGCUUGUCGUCGAGCCAUGUCUAUGGAACCUUGUUUCCAUUUACCACCCACUUAUGACUGCAAGGCAAAGAUGGAAGUUGAUAUGGGUACAGUUGUUCCUUAUGUCAAAUACUGUGAGGAUGCAACUUCAGGGCUGAAGCUUGUGAAUAACAAUUUAUAAUAACUAUAGUUAGAGGUUAAUUUAAUUAUUAUUGAAUUGUAAUUUCAGUUUCUGUUAAUGUAUUGUCCCUGCUGCUAUCUUCAACAAAUUAAAAUGUGAAAGAUACCCAAACAUAAUUUGCUCAACUGGU
This is a messenger RNA of Manihot esculenta (cassava), 2786 nucleotides long. Its product is annotated as galactoside 2-alpha-L-fucosyltransferase. The coding region runs from base 1040 to 2656 and encodes 538 amino acids. The record is from RefSeq and is a predicted model, not a curated record. Gene Ontology annotation, cellular component: membrane; Golgi apparatus. The transcript has 2 exons. Gene Ontology annotation, biological process: xyloglucan biosynthetic process; cell wall biogenesis. NCBI's taxonomy places the organism in Eukaryota, Viridiplantae, Streptophyta, Magnoliopsida, Malpighiales, Euphorbiaceae. Gene Ontology annotation, molecular function: galactoside 2-alpha-L-fucosyltransferase activity.